Molecule: messenger RNA, 3775 nt
Organism: Mercenaria mercenaria
Lineage: Eukaryota; Metazoa; Mollusca; Bivalvia; Venerida; Veneridae
Exons: 5
Coding region: 936-1838 (300 amino acids)
Biological process (GO): mannosyl-inositol phosphorylceramide biosynthetic process
Molecular function (GO): mannosyltransferase activity
Source: RefSeq, a predicted model, not a curated record
GAUACAUUUAUUAAAAUAUUGUCAAAGUCAUGCGUUUAAUUAAACAUUGACGAAUAUUUCAAAGAUGAUAACAACAAAAAACUAGUGUAUCCUUAAGAGUUUUGCCUCUGCAACGAAAGGAUAUUAGGAUAAUAACAGCUUUGCACACGGUUCGAAUAUGUGGUUUGUUCACAUGGUGGGGUUAGAAAAAGACCGCAAAAUUGAUUAAGUUCGAAGACAAUAGAAUGUAGCAAGCAGAUCACACAGAGGGGUCAAUCAAAUAAGACAGGAUCGGAGUAAGUCAAAUAGUAAAGACAAUCCAUGCUUUCUGUUUGAAGAUUACUUUUGGAGAAAUUGAGAAAAGAUGCAGUAGAAGUGAUUUGGGUGACUGAUUUAUUACAUGUCGAUUGGAACUUCAAAGUACAGCAAAGUCCUUACCUAAUAUCACUUAUAGUUAUCUUCAUGACCUAUUUUCAACGUUGUUGCCGCGCCUUACAUAAUAUUUGUUUGAAGAAAUGUGUAGUUCCUUGAUGUCUUUAAAGACGCAGAUCUGUAACAACGUUAUAACCAUACAAUAUUAAUGUUUGAAAUCUUUAUAAAAACAAAGUUAGGUAAAUAUCAGCCUUAUCAGAAUACUGUUGUCGUACACAUGUUACUUUUCCUGUUUUUGAACACAACGUUAUUUAAAUACUGAAAAUCAUUGUUUUUAGCGUUAAUGACACAGUUAAGUAACAACGUUAAAUAUUGUUAAAUAUGUGCAAGAAUGUUUGUUAUCAUAAAAGUUAAAAUUCAAUAACAGCGUAAUUCUCGCCUAGGAAUAGUUUUAUGUGUUUCUUUGAAGACAAACUCUUGUCGUAUUAGGAUAAAUUUGUUUAUUAUCUUUAAAACACACUUACGUGUCAAUAAUUAUUGCAGUUUAUAUUUAAUUACUCAGUUAAACACAACAACAAACAAAAAUGAUUGUACUGCAUCGUACAUUUGGGCAAAAAUUGGUUCUGGUUGUAUUUUGCUUUCCCAUUCUCCUCAUGUUGCUUUACAUAUUUAGAAAUUCAAUAUAUUUGUUAUCAAAUUUUGUUUUUACAUCUGAAAACAAAAACGUAUCAGAGAACUGCAAUUAUACUGAUACUUUCGAACGAAUACCACCAAUGAUUCAUCAGAUUCAUGGAUUUAAGGAUUCAAAACUUGAAAUAAGCCAUGUGAAUAAAAUGAAAACAUGGGCAAAUUAUCAUAAAAAUUACACACACUACUUAUGGAACGAGACAUCAGCAAACAACUUAAUAAAAAGAGAAUACAGCUAUAUUUAUCCCAUUUACAAGUCAUAUGGCUCGUGGAUCCAAAGAGCUGACGUAGCUCGUUACGUCAUAUUGCAUCAUUAUGGCGGCUGGUACAUCGACUUGGACGUCAUUUGCAACAGCGGACUACAUAAACUAGUAGAAAAUGCCUACCAACUGAAGAAGCGCGUGAUCCUUCACAUAACAUUCCCUGUGGGCACAUCAAAUGAUAUUUUUGGAAUAACACCACGUCAUCCAUACCUAAGAUCUGUUCUUGGUAACCUCUACAAUGCCAACCGAUGGUACCUGAUCCCACAUUGGAAUAUACUGUUUUCUGCUGGUUCUACGUACAUGUGGGGAAGAUACUUGAAUUUUCCGUGCAAAGAAGAGUUUCUAAUUUUAGAAAAAGAACAGUAUAAACAGUACUUCCAAAUCGAGCACGAUGGUUCUUGGCAUUCGUGGGAUGAUAGGGCAGCUCUUUUGCUUUUACGUUUGAUAACAAAUCGAGUGUGGUUUACCACUUUCAUGGUGCUACUUAUUGUGAUGUUUUCUGUUUUCCUUCGAAGGGUGAUCUGUCCGCGUAAAUGAGAAAGUAAUUUUCUAUCUUCUGUUCAAAGCAGAAAGUUUCAUGGUUUAUGAAUUAUAAAUACUUAAAAAAAACUGCCUUCUAAAUUAGUAUGUGAAAGUGUGAAUAACAUUUGUUAACAAACUGUAAUAAAAUGUAUUUAAUUUUAACUACAACGAGAAUGGUCUAAUUAUAGUAGGUUCCAGUAGCUUAGCGAAACGUUAGAAAUGAUAAAUAAGGAUAAAGUACAUGCAACAGCUCGAAUGUUAUAAGGGUAGUGUAAACUCUAUCGUAUUUGGCGUUGACUUAUGCCGUUCUUGCGCUAACGUAUGCCGUUCUUUGAAGAGUUAUUGUGCUGUUUAAAGUCCUUUUGGUUAAAAUAGUCAAGUAGCUGUCUUAACUGAGAACACAUUUAAGUAUAUAGUUUGAAAAACACUACUUUGAAUAUUGCACAUGAGCUUUAACAUCCAGGGCCAUAAUAGGAGCUCACAAACACAAUGGAUUCAGUAUGCAAAAUUUAUGAUCCACUGACUCAGAGGCAAUAAAACAUUGGAUUAAGAAUUAUGGAUUUACAGAAGGAUAAAAUUACUCAAACUAUCUGGAAAUACAAAAAACGGUACCCCACAAAUGAAGUUUUUUUUCUGGAUCUUAUGAAUAUCUUUCUUUUUUUUUUUAGGUAUUUUUAUAUUUGGUUGGUCCUUUUUGUCUGUUAAGAGACCUACCUUAGUUCAUACAUACUCUGUAGGAAGGGGACAACAAUUAACUUCUUCGGGGACAAUCAAAAUCCCCAGAAAAAUAUCCCCCGCUUAAAAGCACAGUGUGUUACAAAAUCAUCCCCUUCACACGUUAGAAGAGGGUAUCAAAAUCCCCUCUGUGAAAGUGGCAGGGGUAUCAUAAACCCCUUCAUGGAAAUGUUAGGGCUAUCAUAAUCCCCUUCAUGAAAAUUACAGGGCUAUCAAAAUCCCCUCUUUCAAAUCAAAAUGGGAGUAAUAUCUUGGUGUUUAGUUGGUACUUGUUUGUCAUUGACAGUCAAUUGAUAAUGUUGUUUAUUUAAUUGGAAGAAUGCUUCAGAUCUACUCUGAUAAUAACUUUAAUAAAUGAAUAAGAGUAAGGCAUUAUUCAGUAUGUUUUCAUUUAAUUUUUCACUUCCACCAUUUAAUUUUAACAUUUUUUUUAAGUUGUUGAGUUUUGGAUAUAAAAUAGUUGUGUUGUACUGCUCAUUAUUAAUAUAAUGUUUAAAGUUAGCCCAUUGCUUAUCAACACUUUAUAAAAAUAGGAACCACAAUUGUUUAAAUUUUACCUUGAAAGUUAUCUUUGUCAAUAUUUUCUGCAGUAGAGGGGAUUUCAAUCAAAGUGACUUAAAACCGCUGAAUGUCAUUAUUUUGUCUACGUGUUGAGUUGUUCUUGUAAAUAUUAUAAAAAUGUCAAAAUGUCGUUGUUUUGUAUUAUCUGCAUACAACUGGAUGCAAUAUAUAUGAAUUCCUAUACCAUCAGUCCAGAAUGUGCUAGUAUAUAAUCAGUUUAUCUAAGGUCGAAACAAGAUUUGAAUUUUACAUAAUUUUUUUUUUGAAUUUUCUCCCGGUUGUAACUGCACAGAUGUGCACUUUGUAAAUAACAUUUUUUGUAGGUUUGCGUCUGAAGUAUACUUGUUCUAAUAUCAACGGUUUGUUUUGUGCCUUUGCAAAUAAGUUUUGUUCCAUAUCUUUUAUCAUGAUUGUAUUCAUGCAUCUUUUCAUACGAGCCGCGCCAUGGGAAAACAAACAUAGUGCGUUUUCGACCAGCAUGAAUCCAGACCAGCCUGCGCAUCCACGCAGUCUUGUCAGGAUCCAUGCUGUUCGCUUUCAAAGCCUAUUGCAAUUAGAGAAACCGUUAGCAGGCAGGUCUGGAUCCAUGCUGGUCGCAAAUGCAUUAUGUUGGUUUUCUCAUGGUGCGGCUCAUACAAUAUAUAUAUAUAUAUAUA